This is a messenger RNA of Physcomitrium patens, 2295 nucleotides long. RefSeq lists its product as uncharacterized. Gene Ontology annotation, molecular function: peptidyl-prolyl cis-trans isomerase activity; cyclosporin A binding. Gene Ontology annotation, cellular component: cytoplasm. The record is from RefSeq and is a predicted model, not a curated record. Gene Ontology annotation, biological process: protein peptidyl-prolyl isomerization; protein folding. Lineage: Eukaryota; Viridiplantae; Streptophyta; Bryopsida; Funariales; Funariaceae.
UUUUAGUUUUUCUGUGCGCGACCGAUUCGCAGUUGCGCAAUGAAUCCACUAGUUGAUGGCUUCAUUCGACUGCGAAAUUCUCUGCUAGAGUCGCGAGAUCGCUGAUGAAAUGCGCGACGAAUCAAGGCGACCGUGAAUGAGGGGUUCAUGAGCCAGCUAAUAUUAGUAAUUAUCUGGAGCGAGUCGGCAAAUGGUUCAUCGUGGUUGGCACUGGGAAGUGACCUCGUGUGUUUUGUGGGUCAGGUUGCGCAAUAUUGAUCCGAAGCUGCAUGGAAUAGAUUCGUAGAUGCUGAGAAAGGAGUUUCGAUGAAUGGUGAAGAGCUAGGGGGGAGGGAUUUUGUUCAUGUGGGUUAGCCUUCAAAGUUGUUCGAUUGUUGAUGGUGUGCACUGUGUGGAGUUGUGUUAACGAGGAUUCGAGGCGGAGCAUCUGACGGAAGUGUCGGAAUGUUCGAGUGACGGAGUGAGUGAUGAGAUCGUCUGGGAUUAUGCAGUUGAUGGAACAGUACUCUUGAGCGGGGUCCCGCAAGCAUUCUUCUACAUCAGUAGGCCCGCGUCUUGGAAGAUCUCGAAGCUCGUGGUGUAGUGUGGUCUCCCGGUUGUGAUAGUCGGCAGAGCUUUGCGAAUGAGGGGGUGUUUGUACCGACACUGGUUGGGCGUGGAUGCCUUUUUAGGGUUUGAUCGUUGUUGGAGUGCUGGACGAGUUUAUCGCUACGUUUUUUCAAUUGUUUGUGAGGUGACAUAGAUGCUGGUGAAGGGAUUCUUGGAAGGAGUCGAGAUUGAGUCUUUUGGGUUACUGUUUGGAGCUUGGAUUAACGAGUCGAUCUCUAUAGCGAUGGUGCGCUGUCAGUAUUUAUAUCAAAGAAGGUAAACCGUGAAGAUUUUGCGGAAGAGCACAGCCAUCUGAGAAAUGGGAAGAGAACACUAAGUUUUGUAGGUUCAAUUUCAGUUCGUAGACAGGUAUCUCGCGCCCUUUGUGGCGUGGACAUUAAUUCUUCGAUCUAGUAGUAAUGGUUGCGUGAACAUUGACGUAUUCUAGAUUCAGUAGUUCCGGAAACCUAGUGAGAGCAUGCAGAGGGUGUUCAACGGAUCGACGUAAAUAACAAUCAUGUCGGAGAACUGGGCUAGGUCUUCGUAACACGGAGAAGGAUUUGAGGACGGUCGAGUGUUCUGGGAUUAUGGGUCCAUACCGGGAUAAGAAAAAUGUAUUGGUUCUAGUCGCCAGUUUUUUGGCAGUAAUCGGCUUGCUGCAGAUCGUGGGCUGCGGGAGAAUAAUGUUGCAGGGGUCCGGAGGGGGAUCUACGCGCUGGAGACUGAAGCCGACCGCGGAUGAUCCCGAGGGCCGUGCUUGUAUCAGUCACGUCUGUGUCUACUUCGACGUCACCUUCGCCAAGGAGCCCGUCGGACGCAUCAUCUUCCUGCUCUACGAGAAGAAAGCACCAAGAACUGCCGAAAAUUUUCGCAGUCUUGCGACUGGGGAGCGGGGAAUCAAUGCGAAUGGCAUCAACCUUCACUACAAGAAUACGACGUUCCAUCGUGUGGUUCACGGAUUACUGGUUGUAGGUGGUAACAUAAUGAGGGGAGUAGGUAAGGAAGGCGAAGUAGAAUCCAUUUAUGGUGGUGCGUUUAAGUCCGAGAGGUGGGACGACAAGUUCGAUCAGGGAGGCCUUCUGGCCAUGGACAGUAUGGGCCCCAAUAAGAACGGGUCGGUGUUCUUCAUAACUCUGGACGCGAUUCCUGAGCUCGACGGACAGUACGUCAUUUUCGGCGAGGUCAUUGAGGGCAUGGAUAUCGUAGAGCGCAUCAACAACAGUGUAUUCGGAGAGGAUGAAGUGCCCAAAAUGCGGAUCGUGAUAUCGGACAGCGGCCAAUUGUAACCUAGAAGCUGCUCCGAAGCGUUAGUGAAUAAACCUACGAGGUAAUCCAUCAUCAAGUUCACCGUCGUCUCGACCUCCUCAGUUUCUUUCCAAACUCAACAUUGCAAUCCCUUAAUUCAUGGAAUAUAGCAAUAUCGACUACAGAGGCAGAUCUCUGAUGACUCGAAGCAGGUUCAUUCCCUGCGAAGCUGCUGCUGGUUCCUGUGAUCUAGGGUAAGAAAUAGAAUUUGUGCUGUCGAUAACCGGAAGCGAAGGUGGUCAAAGCAUAAAAGUCGCCAAAUUAGCGAUAUUGCUUUGGCUCUCCGAGUUUGUUUAGCAGACAGUUGAAUAAUUACAUCUUGUGUAUCUUCGUCCCCGAAUGGUCCCUUUGGAUCUUUUGUUUCAUGAAUUUAAUUACGUCAUGAACGAUUUCUGUGUCACA